This is a messenger RNA of Echinococcus granulosus, 1092 nucleotides long. Its product is annotated as Frizzled-8. Gene Ontology annotation, biological process: non-canonical Wnt signaling pathway; canonical Wnt signaling pathway. The record is from RefSeq and is a predicted model, not a curated record. Gene Ontology annotation, molecular function: Wnt receptor activity; Wnt-protein binding. The coding region runs from base 1 to 1092 and encodes 363 amino acids. The transcript is spliced from 3 exons. Lineage: Eukaryota; Metazoa; Platyhelminthes; Cestoda; Cyclophyllidea; Taeniidae. Gene Ontology annotation, cellular component: plasma membrane.
AUGGAGGGAUUCACCCAAUCGCUACCACCCUGCCGAUCAGUCUGUGAGCGCGCCAAAGCCGGCUGCGGUCCCAUUAUGGGUUACUACGCCUUUACGUGGCCUGACAGAAUGCAGUGUGACCAGUUUCCUGAACUGGACAAUCCUGAGGGCAUUCUCUGUAUGGAGCGAAAUCUCACCAACGCCGAGAGAGUAGAGUUUGAGUCAUUGCAAGCGGCUCGUGAAACUCCAACGGUAGUGGAAGAGAAAAGAGCGACAGCAAGGGACCACGCUAUGUCUAGAGAGCUGGAAAUGGCAGCCAGGGCUAGCAAGGAUGCUGGCGGAAAUUUGGAGGCUCUUAGCAUUGCCGGUGCUUGGCUUGACUGCUCCUGCGACUGUCGUCACCCCUUGGUGCCUGUUGUUGCUAACAACGACAGUCAGUUGACCCAAAUAUCAACGCUAGGAUUUCAGGGUUGUGCAUUGCCCUGUCAUUCUAUCCACUUCCAGACAGAAGCAGAUCAGAAGUUUGUAGAUUUCUGGUUGUGGUUGUGGUCCCUUAUCUGUGGCGUUUCAACACUAAUAACAAUGCUUACCUACUUAACUAACCCAAGUAGAUUCCAGUACCCGGGUCAGCCAAUAAUCUACCUCUCCACCUGCUAUUUUUUUGUCUCCAUCGGCUACAUUCUUCGUAUGGUGGUUGGACACGAUGGAGUGGCAUGCACGACAGUUACAACACUCCUGAGAGGUGAAAGUAGUCAGCAGAGAGGAAUGUUUACCACAGCCAGUAUUCUGCAGUUCUCACUUUCUGGGAAAACAGCCUGUGCCACAGUGUUUUUGCUCAUCUACUACUUUGGAAUGGCUUCGUGCGUGUGGUGGGUAGUUUUGACGGUCACAUGGUUCCUUGCUGCUGGAUUGAAGUGGGGAAAUGAGGCGAUUUCAAAGUACACACAAGUAUUCCACUUUGUGGCUUGGGUCCUUCCUGGCGUACAAACCGGUGUUGUUCUAAUGCUCCGAGCUGUGGACGCACUUACUUCUGUUUUGGUACUUUCUUUCUGCUGGGUGGCUUCGUGGCACUAUGCAACAUUCGGCAUGUCAUCAAAUUUCAGCCACGAGUAG